GCUGCAAAGGAGGAAGAGAAAGAGUGUUGACCGGGGGAGAAGAGAGGAGAAGCCGGGAAGAGGGCCGGGAUGGCGUCGAGCAACGGAGAGCAACCUCCAGAAUCGCCGAAGGAAGCAAAUGCUGCGCCUGUAGCAGCCAAGCUUGCCAUGGCGUCAGGGCGCGAUGGAUGUGAGAGGCUCAAGGAUCUGGUGAGUAGGGAAGACGAUGCUACUACGAUGGUUGUGGCCAUGGCGACAAGCAAGAACGUGGACGACACAAGACGACCUCCCCCUCCCCGUGUAAUUAUGGAUCCCCAGCUCCUCAUGGCUCUUCUCCUCGGCCAUGAGGUGCGUUGUCAAACCUUGCCUGAAUCCCAUCUAAUCAUCUACUUGCCCGAACCAGAUGAGGGAGCUCCGACCACAGAUCCAAUUGAAGAUCAGGCUGAAGGAAUCUCUGCGACUGAUCAGCAAGCCUCUGGUGCUGUAUAUUCGCUCUCGCUCCUGGAGGGACUGACUCUUGACUCGGACCAGAACUCCGCGCUGCAUGUGGUGGCAGCCUCCGGUGACAGCCAGGCGUAUGUGGAGUGUGCGCGGAUGGUGUACGACCAGGCGAGGCACCUACUCGGCGCGGCCAACAACAACGGCGACACGCCCCUGCACUGCGCCGCUGCAGCUGGGAACCACUCCUCGCGCUGGCUGCUGCUGCGCCUGCGCGUGACAGCAGCGGUGCAGCGAGGGUGGAUGACCAGGACGGCUUUGCACGGGGCGGUCCGUGCUGGCCACAGCAAAGUGGUGGAGGUCCUCAUGAAGGAGGAUCCGGGACUGGCCGGCGUUGAUCGGCACGACGGCACGUCACCGCUGUACCUUGCCGUUUCGUUGGGACGCUUCGAGAUUGCGUGGGAUCUGCUUGAUAUGAGCUCUAGGAAAUUAUCUUACUCCGGACCAGAUGGUCAGAAUGUCUUGCACGUCGCAGUACAACACCCCCAAGGUAUGCGCCACAUUACCGUACUCUCUUUGUUGCCCUUCCAUUACAUCAGUAAUAACAAAAUAAUUAUGUUUGUUUUAAAAGAUCAAUUAAAUCCAACUCAUUAUAUAUUCAACAAUGCACAGCACCGUUAAACAACCUGUAAAUAAAGCUGUAUCGAAAAUUAUGGUUUUGAGGAUAUCAUCUAAUUAAGAUUGUUUGUAUAAAAAGGAAGAGAUUCGUGAUCCCCCUAUAUAUAUACUGAGGCAAAGACUUUUUUUUUUAGUACAGAUUAAUUAAUUUGGGUCUCUUACUCCUUUUAUGAUAAUAACUCUAUUUUUAUCUUGGAUUUGUAUAUACUUUUGGAUAUAAAGAGCAUAGGUAGGAAGUAGACCUAAUCGACUAUCUCGUCAACAUGUUUGGGUAUGGGUUUGUUGCGAUCUCUGUCAUGCUCAUCUGAUUAGCUUUU
Molecule: messenger RNA, 1412 nt
Organism: Oryza sativa Japonica Group (Japanese rice)
Lineage: Eukaryota; Viridiplantae; Streptophyta; Magnoliopsida; Poales; Poaceae
Source: RefSeq, a predicted model, not a curated record